This is a messenger RNA of Cantharellus anzutake, 740 nucleotides long. RefSeq lists its product as uncharacterized. The transcript has 2 exons. The coding region runs from base 160 to 639 and encodes 159 amino acids. The record is from RefSeq and is a predicted model, not a curated record. Lineage: Eukaryota; Fungi; Basidiomycota; Agaricomycetes; Cantharellales; Hydnaceae.
GUCUGGUAGUGUGACCAUUAGGCGAAUCAUCGAGAGCUGAGUAAAGAUAGCGCAACAAACCCUAGGCAGGUGACCAGCCUCUAUAGUAAUACACAAACCCCACGCCUUACCAUUCGAGACAGGCAUUGAUGGUCCCAGCGCAAUUCCAUCUUAACCAUAAUGAGAAGUGAGGACUCGCACGACCCUGAAAUUUUUUUCAUGUUGUGCGUUCGUUCUAGAUGCGGAAAGAGUCCAGAGGGCGGACUCCCAGCGCAGCGGAGCCGAACUCCACCAGCGAUGCGAACGACUGCAUGUCUUCGGCCGAAUGCGCCGAUGCAAGUGAUCCUUUUCUUGUUGACAUGUGGCGGGGAAUUGCCGUUUUCCCAUUCAAAUGACCUUUUGAAAUGCAACCCCGUUGUGAGACCAAGUUGCGCACACCCCUCAUGGGUAUACGUGCUUCUCAUGUGCCGGCCCAGGCGUUGCGAGCUUCUUGGCCUUCAGUUGUGGCUCGUUAAUUGUCCUGUGAUAUUCAUCACUGGCCAGAGGCCGGUGCUGGUGUUAAGACACGCGGGAACAAGAAUCGGGGGCUGCUGUCAUGCCAAAAACCAAAACGCCUUUCGAACAAUGCGUAUUUUGCACACGAGCACUACCCAGAGAUGACCUGUGGUUUCGCAAAGACGCUAACCAAAAGAGAAAACUUGCCUUCUCUCGGUAAUUGACCACUGACCCUAGAGCCAACAACAAUGGGGACUCUGGUUGUC